Acyrthosiphon pisum (pea aphid) is the source of this 1268-nucleotide messenger RNA. Its product is annotated as cilia- and flagella-associated protein 20-like. Bases 442 to 1095 code for a protein of 217 amino acids. Lineage: Eukaryota; Metazoa; Arthropoda; Insecta; Hemiptera; Aphididae. The record is from RefSeq and is a predicted model, not a curated record. The transcript is spliced from 3 exons.
CUUAUAAAUUGUCAAGAAGUCCUCUUUUUGAACGGGAAAAUAGCAGUCGACGUAAUCCGUAGUCCAACAUUUAUUCGGUACGGUUAAAAAACAAUGUGUCUUUUACUUAAAAUCGCCGUCUCUCGGAAUUCAUAAUUAAUCAAUUGUUGGGAUGUUAAGUUUUUGAAAACCUGUCGAAGCAGCUAUUCAACGGAUCUACCAAACAUAAAACACCCAAACAAAUUUAGUAUAGGAAAUAUUUUGUAUUGCGUUCUAAAUGCAUCAAAUCCCACGUGCGUAUUGUAGCAACGCGAGUGUAAUAACAAUGUGUUUUAUUUAUGUUUAUAAAAAUCAGUCUCCUUUCAAUUGUGCCGGAAUCGAGGUCCGAUAAUCACAUCAUAAACUGAAAUUAUACCUGGACCGCACAAAAUAACCAUCUCUGACCAAGAUCUACCAAGAAAUAUGUUUCAGACGAACUUCCAAGGGCCGUUAUUCACCGCGUUCUAUAGUGGCGGCAGCAAUCCGCUGGAUAAUUGGUUAGUUCAGUGCAAAGAAGGAGAAAUGAAACAGGUCCUCGACGACGUGGUGAAGUCCAACGUAUUCCAGAUCCAGUCGCUAAACGUCAACGCCUGUUGUAUAACCUGUCCGGUGGACCCCAAAGGUUCGCUGGGUGUUCGGAUGCCUUACCUGACGUUGUUGCUGAAAAAUCUCCGUCAAUAUUUUACGUUCGAAAUCACGAUUUUGGACAGCGAAAAGAUUCGCCGGCGCGUGCGCCUGAGCAACUACCAUACGGUCUCAAAGAUCAGUACGUUCAUGGUCACGAAGCCGAUGUGCAUGGACGAGGGUUGGAACCGAGUGGGCCUGAAAUUGGCCGAGAUCGUGAGCGACGCGUUCAAGACGACCUACGUGGAGACGGUCCGCAUCCAAGUGCACGCCAACUGUCGGCUGAAAAGGAUAUAUUUCAGUAGCCAAGAGUACAAGGAGGAUGAGCUGCCGAACGCGUACAGGAUGUACAAGAUGGCAGUGGUGCGGGAAAAACCGAAGAGAUUGCCGAAGAAAAUUGCAGGACCCGUUGACAAAAAGUCGACGGCUGUCGUAGAGCAGGCUAAAACUUAAUAUGAUCAUACGAAUAAUACCGACUGCAUGGAAAACUGCGUUGUCCAUCUGAUAUCUACACAAAUUCAGUGCGUCGAUAUUAUUAGGUACCGCCAUUGUGUUUUAACCGAAAAAUUAAAAAUUUCUUAUGACAUAAAUAAAUAAAUAAACAAUAAUAUAAUGUAUACCUCCUA